This is a messenger RNA of Cryptomeria japonica (Japanese cedar), 2493 nucleotides long. Its product is annotated as meiosis-specific protein ASY3. The transcript has 10 exons. The record is from RefSeq and is a predicted model, not a curated record. Gene Ontology annotation, biological process: meiotic cell cycle. Bases 295 to 2241 code for a protein of 648 amino acids. Lineage: Eukaryota; Viridiplantae; Streptophyta; Pinopsida; Cupressales; Cupressaceae.
GCCUAGAAUCGUCCAUAGGUGUCCCAUGUGCCCCUUCCCUCUGGUGAUAUCCCACAAUGGCUUCUAAACCCGAAAAAAAGAUGGCAACAAAGGGCACAGCUUCGUCCUCCUCAACCCAGGCAAUUGACGGGAGCGGAUAUUCUUUUGUCAAGGUGUUGACGGCCUUUUUUUCUGUCUAAUCGUUCUGCUACUUGCAAAUUGAAAAUUAACCUAUAUAUUAUCAAGUGUCCGUUCUUCGGGGCUCAUCACUCAUCGCUCUUGGCAAGCCUGUAAAGGGUAAGGAGAAGCCUGUAAAUGGAGGUGGAUCGGAAGCACAAGUUCAAGCGGGAGGAGAAGCAGCCAUGGACAUGGAAGAGCAAGGAAGUGGCAGGGAAGGAAAAUUCCAGCUUUACAACUGACUCUCGAUCUCGUAAAGCUUCAAUAGGUAUAACUGUUGCCUUUUCAAAGAGAAACCUUAAUGUUUACGAGGUGCCGCCAUUAAAGCCUGAAACAGAAGCUUAUUCUAGUGUUCGCGGAAGGAAGACAUGGACACCUCUCACUCCUCUUAAACCUCAAAUGAUGGCUCCUGCCACAAAUCAGCGGCAGCAGGACGAUAUUAUUUGUCCAAAUCCACAGGAACUGCAACUGCAAUCCACACAAAUAGUGGAGGAGGUUUAUGCAAAUAGGAAGUCGCCGCUGCAUUCCACUGGUUUUGCAGCCCGGCGAGAAACUAAUUUCGUCAAAUACGAGCGCAGGGGGAAGAAAGAAAACCUAGUUGGAGAAUUGUGCAUCGAGAGAAGCCAUCAUGUCAAAUUUAAUUUCAAUCCUUCUUCUCCUUCUCAGGAAAAAAAUACAACCGACGACAAAAGCUCGGAAAUCGCGCUGAGAAAGAAAUUAAGGAACGCUCUUGGUUCGCUGAAGUCAUUGUCACCUGAAAAGCAACAACCACAAGCCGCUGCCCCUCAAAAUGAGCCCAAAUCUGACACUAUCGAGACUGAGUGGGAAGAAGCACAGCAAAUCGCAAAGCCUGUGAAGUCAAGAGUACAGCAAAGGGGAAAGAGAAAGCCGUCCCCUCCUCUGCAUGAGCACAUUUUUUCAUUCGAUCAGGAUGAAGUUGAAUGCGAGCGAAAACCUACGAAAUUAUCUCGUAUGUUUACAAAGACACACCCUAACACCAACGCAGGCUUGAAGCUGCUGCUUCAAACUUCUCCCGAGAAGAUAAUUCAACAGAGCUCCACAGAUACAGAAAUACAGAAUCACCGCUCUCCAAGCCCUGCAGCCACAGCCAUACGCUCUCCCGCGGAAAUAAAGACACACCCUGACACCAACGAAGGCUUGAAGCCCCCGCUUCAAACUUCUCCCAAGAAAAUAAUUCAAGAGAGCUCCACAGAUACAGAAAUACAGAAUCACCGCUCUCCAAGCCCUGCAGCCACAGCAAUACGCUCUCCCGCGGAAAUGCCUGCCACCACCACCUUCGCUGAAUCUCCCUCGGCAUGCCUCCUCGCCCGGCUUCGGCAGAGGAAAGGCCAUAUGCUGGUAUCCGAUGAGAAGGCAAGAGUGGAGCCACACAAGGAAGCAUCACCGUUAUUUAUUGCAAGAGAAGAUGUCAUUAGUCGGUCAUCUGCAAGAGCCUAUCGCAAUAGGGUAAUUGAGACAGAGACUAAGAUAUGCAGGCGGCGGCAAGUGAAAAGAAAAUCAAGGGAACAAUCCCCGCACAAAGAGUGUGCGCCCCAUGAUGAAGAUGGAAGUGAUGAUUCAAGCGAUCUCAUGGGGGUAGUAAAACACUUCGCAGGCAUACUGCAAAAGUUCAAGAAAAAACUCAAGAUGGAAGUAGACAGGAAUAAAACUCAAAUUCUAAACAGUGCCUCGCAUGAUAUAUACACUGAAGUCGACAGAAUUCGAUCCCAAAUCCAAUCUGAAAUAGCUAAAUAUACAAAUUUGUGCAAAGCAAAGCAUAGACAAUGGGAAGCCCAUCUACAAGAUGAGAAGGAGAAACUUGAACUAAUUCAUGAAAAGUUCAAUAAAGAUUUAGCCCAGCUUACCCAGUCUUGGCAAACUAUUUUCUCUCAGAUUGAGGGAGAAGAAAUUGAACUGAAAAGCAUUGCUGAAAGACAGAAAGUGUCACACAGGAAGCUUGUAUCUCAAAUGCAAGAAACAAUAGAGUCUCAGCUUGCUUAUGCUGAAGCCAAGAUUGCGGCUGUUCGCAAGGCUGCUGGAAACAAUAUGCAGGCACUUAAACGUGUGAUGGGACAGACAUUUUAGGCUCAGCUUCCCGCUUGCAGAAGACUAGAGUGAAUACUUUAAAAUGUCGGCGCCAAAAUAAUGUUUGUUACUUUGCAUCCAGUGUAGGGGGAAUGAAGUGGAGCCUCAUUCCUCCUCAACAGGCUCCAGGUUUUGUCUCAGAACUGCAGGACGGUGAACGUUACUUUCACAAAUGUUUUGGUUAAAAAUUACAUGUCAUGCCAAAUGUAAAUCUACUUUUACUAUAAACAUUUGAAUAAGAGUUUUUCAUUU